AUGUCCUUGCAAACAACUAAACAAUCAACUACUAUUAAUGAUUCUGUAAAGAAUCCACAACCCUCUGAUUCUCUACAUGGCUUCCCCGCCAGGACACCAGAUGAGGAUUUGAUCCACGAAUCUACUGGAAACAGUAACAGUGAAUUAGUAUUCAAGAAAAUUAAAGAACUUGAAGAUGAAUUUACGAAAUUGCUAUUGUCACCUCGAAGCAAAGAAAUUAUCGAGAAGAGACAAGCUAUUCAGGAUGAAAUCUCAGAUCUGAGAACAUCCAUAAAAGUUCUCAAUGAAUUGUCAAACUUUGAGGAUUUGGCUGAAUCUAAUAAUUCAGUCACAAUGAAACCAUCCUCUAAAAACAAUAAACAAAUUGGUUUUAAGCUGGUAAAUAAUAAUGGUGAAGAAGUAUCAUACAAUGCGCAUAAUGAUGCUUACCCAUUUGAUUGGAAGUUAAAGGGUAUUAAAAAUUACCCAAGAUGGCUUGAAGAAUUUAAGAAAUUUCUUGAAGCACAUAACUUCGAUGAUAUAACAUAUUUGUCAAAUGAGACAGUUAUAUCAACUGCAGAGGAUCAUGUUCUUAUGAACAUACUAAGAAGUAAUAUUCAAGAUCCAAAAUUGGCAAUGUUUUUAGAAACAGCCAAUUCAGCAAUAAUCUUAUUGAAUAAGAUUGAAAAGAAAUAUCAAGAAACUUUCACAAUGGAGUUUAGAGAAACCUUGUGGAAGGAUAUUGCAUUAAACAAGAAUUCUUCUGAUCUGGACAAACAACUUUCAGAUGCUUCUAUACUAAUCAAAUUGGAUAAACACUUUGGUACUAUAAAUAAGUAUACAAUAUCUGAUUUACGUCAAUAUACUGACAAGAAAAUCCUUGAUCUAAUUCAAUUAGAACAUGGAAAUCCUUAUAAUAUUGAUGCUUUGUCUGUUCUUGGACAUAUCGAAGAAACGAUUAGUGAUAUGAAGAAGGAAGAUAUCUUAAGAGGCAGAAAAAACAAUAAAGAAGGGAAACCUUCUACUACCUCAAAAACCUCUAAUAAUCUUAGGCAAUUCAAAAACAAUUCGAAACCUAAGACAACCACAACAUCAGUAAAACCAAAAAAUAAGUAUCUUGAU
Molecule: messenger RNA, 1101 nt
Organism: Vanderwaltozyma polyspora DSM 70294
Lineage: Eukaryota; Fungi; Ascomycota; Saccharomycetes; Saccharomycetales; Saccharomycetaceae
Product: Tkp4 protein
Exons: 1
Source: RefSeq, a predicted model, not a curated record